AUGGAGGGUUCUGCUAGGAAAGAGAGCCACAGUUGCGCUGGGUGCUUGAACGAGCUUGGUGACGAUGAAUACCUAUCAGCGCUUGGGCAGGACUGGCACAAAGACUGCUUUAGGUGUUCUGUCUGCGAUGCGCAGCUCACGACGUGGUACUUCGAGAAGGGAGGGCUGCUUUUCUGUCAAGCCGACUACUGGUCGCGCUUUGGAGAGAUUUGCCAACAAUGUACCCAGAUAAUAACGGGACCGGUGAUGGCGGCAGGCGAUCACCGGUUUCACCCGGAGUGCUUCGCCUGUGACGCCUGUUCCGCGCACAUCGACGACACAGAGCCAUAUGCGCUCCUUGAUCGUUCCAGACUAUACUGUGGGGCGUGUUAUGUGUCCGGCGGCGCGGGUGAACGGGGGUCGCACGCUAUCCGGGUCGUAAGAUUACCGGCUCAUUCCAUACGACUUGAUUCUUCACGUUGCGGAGCAUUGACUAUUGCACACGAGCGUUGUGCGGGAAAAAUAAGUGCGUUGGUACGUGCCUUACUUCGAGCUGCGUUGCAGGCCUGCGUCAACCUUACAUGUCAUAGGAUAGAUUCAAGCUGUGGUAUGCUGACGCUACACAUCGGCGAUAAAGUGCUAGAAGUUAAUGGAUCGCCGGUACGCAACCGUCCCAUGUCGGAGAUCGAACGUACUUUAGCUAGGCCAGAUGUUAUACAGCUCACAAUAGAGCACAAUCCAGACACAAUAAAUGCUAAACGCGGUAUUAGUCCAGAAGACAAAACUAAGCACGAAAAAUCGCCCGUUGAAAGGAAGAUAAAAGAAGAAAACAUUCCCAAAAGACAUUCCGAUGAAAGGAAGGAAAGACUGUUCAAGAGGAGAGGUGAUGAAGGCAGAGUUAGAGUGAUAAAGAGGAGACAGGCUGCCUCGCCACCCCUCGGUGAUAAGGAAAGAAGUAGCAGUAUGUCUAAGUUGCUUGAUGUGGUCGAUGGCGAACAACCGAGUGGCGUGUUGUGUGACCUGAGUCGAGCGCGAUCUUUUCGGGCGGAGCCACCGCACGGGCAAAAGGUUUUUCGGGCUUCGGACUUAUUACAGGGCGAGCUCCUAGGCACCGGUUUCUUCGGGCAAGUGUAUAAAGUAACUCAUCGGGCUACCAAUGAAGUAAUGGUACUGAAGCAACUUUACCGCGUGGAUGAAGAGGCUCAAAGAAACUUUCUGAAGGAAGUGGCAGUUCUUCGAUCGUUGAGGCAUAGAAAUGUACUGCGCUUUAUAGGAGUCCUGUAUAGGGAUAGAAGGUUACACUUGGUGACGGAGUACGUAGACGGAGGGACCUUGCACGAUUUAUUGCAGAACACAAGUCGCCCGUUAAGUUGGAGCGUACGCGCCCGUUUGGCUCGGGACGUAUCUGCGGGCGUAGGAUAUCUACAUCGUAUGAAUGUCAUACACAGAGAUCUCAACUCACACAAUUGCCUCGUCAGGACGGACCAGGAUAUGACAGUGAUAGUAGCGGACUUUGGGUUAGCUCGUAUCGUACAACGCACGGCUAGUAGCGCGCCGCCGCAUUCUUCGCUUCGACGGAAACGAUAUACGGUGGUAGGUAACCCUUACUGGAUGGCUCCAGAGAUGAUGAACGGCAACGUGUAUGAUGAGAAAGUGGAUGUCUUCUCUUUCGGGAUCAUACUUUGUGAGAUAAUUGGUCGCGUAUCUGCCGAUCCAGACUUUUUGCCGCGACGGACUGAUUUUGGACUGAACGAAUCACUAUUUUAUGAGAAGUUUUGCAGAAGCUGCCCGGAACCGUUAUACCGUUUGGCUUUUCUGGCUUGCCAUUUGGAUCCCGAUACGAGACCGCCAUUUGAAGUGAUGGAAAUAUGGCUGGAGUCCCUCGUGAUGCACUUAUCGAACACUGGGCCGUUGCCCCCCACUUUAUUGGCCGAUAUUCUCCAAUACACGCACCGUGCUACAACCCGGGACCAUGGAACGCCCGAAUGUCCGAACCACUCGGAUAAUGGGAUAUUCUGCGCCAAUAAGACCAGAUGCAGCUGCGAGAACUUGGAAGAGGCGUUGAAAGAGGGAGUGGUUAAGUCCCAAUCAAACGCAGCCAUAGAGUGCGUCCGUGGCGGACGUGCUUUAGGCAAGUGUGUGUCUGCGAGUCAUAUCGCACCGCGUGUCGUGACGUUAACGGCUUCGUCUCGUCUCGGCCUGUCUCGAUCUCAUCACGCACUCGCACCAGGGUACAUACUGCGUGCGGAAGGACACAGUAUUAAUAUUACUAAGGUCGACGAUAUAUCUGAAUGGCUCGACCCUCCCCCUCUCAAACGAACCAGCCCAGAUUCACAUCUCAACAAUUUACUCAACGAAAACAAAACCAGGAAAAUUGAGGAAAACCUCCCGGCAUUCUUACGAAAUCAGUCCGUUGAAGAACUCGAAACGGAAGACAAACACAACACCCCACCUCCAUUUUACAGACAUUACAGCAUCCCGGACAAUUGCGAGCUACAAAAUGACUCGGACAACUCCUCAGAUGACGAACUUGACAUACAGAUCGACUGUAAUCCCAAAAUAAUCACAGAUAUCGUCAAAAGUAACAUACUCUCCAAAAAAGCCAGUUACGACUUCACUUGCGCCGAGCCAGAGGAGAAGGAACCAAAAAUAGAUGUUAAAUGUGAGAAAAAUUCACUCGCAAAGAAGUUACUGAUGUCCCCAAAACUAAGCAGACUGUUCAAACCCAAUUCAGAGACAAGAGACGAUGAUAAGUCGAAAAGCAAGUUCUUCGUCCAAAAGCCAGCUUCACCGAGGUACAGAGUGAGGCCUAGCGGAGAUGACGCUAACAUUAACAGGGACGUCCUUAAGAGCGACUUGAAAUUGGCGAGUCUGGGCAAACCUAUGACGCCGAUAUUCCGAAGAAACAUCGGGGAAAAGCAGGAUUUCGAAGGGAGAUACAGUUACCGAGAUAAAAAGCAAGAGAAACUCGAUAGACGGAAACUGGAGCCCGUUAGGAAUUUAACGCCGCUGUUUGAGAAAAAAAACGAAAAGCCCAAAAGGAAGGAAGGAAUUUCACGCAGCAAUUAUGUGAGGCUGGCGAACUUGAAGAUCAGUAAGGAGUUGGAGCCUCAGAGUGACGUACGUAAGUCCCCGCCCGAGAGAGUUAUUUAA
This is a messenger RNA of Pieris macdunnoughi, 3132 nucleotides long. The record is from the annotation of a GenBank genome assembly. Lineage: Eukaryota; Metazoa; Arthropoda; Insecta; Lepidoptera; Pieridae.